Messenger RNA from Gigantopelta aegis, 6485 nucleotides. RefSeq names its product ceramide synthase 5-like. The coding region runs from base 149 to 1312 and encodes 387 amino acids. Lineage: Eukaryota; Metazoa; Mollusca; Gastropoda; Neomphalida; Peltospiridae. Gene Ontology annotation, molecular function: sphingosine N-acyltransferase activity; DNA binding. The transcript has 10 exons. Gene Ontology annotation, biological process: ceramide biosynthetic process. Gene Ontology annotation, cellular component: membrane. The record is from RefSeq and is a predicted model, not a curated record.
AUUAGCUAUAUCAAACAACCGUAGCUACAGCGAAAAUGCACCACACAUUUUAGCCAAUCAGGUCGCUUGGGGUUCAUGACCGAAAUCACCCGAAUAUAGUUGUGACAAAAUAUUUACGGUGAAUAAUUUAAGUUUACACCGUCCAAACAUGGCGACUUACUUGAAGGCGGCUAACGACAUAUUUUGGAGCCCGAGCUUCUGGCUACCAGAAGGUUUCGUGUGGAAAGAUCUCGAGCCUAAGGACAGCGAAACUUAUUACCCCCGCAUCCAAGAUGUUAACUGGUGUGUCGUUGUCGGGGUCUUCUUACUCGGCGUUCGUUACGUUUAUGAAAGGCUCAUUGUGGUACCAAUAGCAAGAAGGCUGGGAGUAAAGGAAACAAAGAAAUCCAUCGUCCCAAAUCCUGUGCUUGAAUCAGCAUUUAGUAAACACAAAGGCAAAAUCACCAAUGAUACCAUACAGGCAUUGAUAAAACAAACCGACCUCACAGAGAGAGAGAUACAAAGAUGGGUUUUUCGGCGCAAAUUUCAAGAUGUCCCUACACAUAUGCAAAAAUUCAGAGAGUGCAGCUGGCAUUUGCUCUUCUAUCUUUCUGCUUUUAUCGGAGGUCUCAUAACACUAUGGGAUAAAGACUGGUUUUGGAAGUCAAAAUAUUGCUUCAUAAAUUGGCCAUAUCAGCAUGUUGGUAAUGAUUUGUACGUUUUCUAUCUCAUGGAACUGAGUUUUUACUGGAGUCUUCUCUUUUCUUCUCUACACGACAUCAGGAGAAAGGAUUUUUGGGAAAUGACAAUCCACCAUGUGAUAACGAUAAACCUGAUUUAUUGGUCGUGGGUCGUCAACUUUGUUAGAAUCGGAGCCCUUGUGAUUAUCGUCCAUGAUGUUUCCGACUACUGGAUGGCAUUAGCAAAGAUUGCCAAGUACAGCAAAAAGCAGACAUUAUGUGAAUUGCUAUUUUUAGCAUUUGUGGUGGUGUGGACCGUCACUCGGAUUGGAGUUUAUCCAUACUGGGUUUUAUAUGCUGCUGCCAUAGAUAUACACAAUUACGUGAAGCCAUUCCAAGUUCACCGUAUGUUUGUUUUUCUUCUGUGCACCCUGCAAGUUCUCCACAUCAUCUGGACGUACAUGAUUUACAAAGUUGCCUUCCAGAAGUUCACAACAGGAUCAAUUGAACGAGAUAUUCGUAGUGAUACUGAAGAAGAUGAUGACACUGUUACCGAGCCGACAGACGAAGACCUCCGACAGUCUGUGAUGAACGGAGGGCCAGCCACUCACCUCAGACACAACAACAGUUCCGCAGCAAAUAACUCUGCAUAGAAUGACUGUUCCGCAGCAAAUAAUUCUGUAUGGAUAUAUCACCAUGUCCACCGUAUUGUUUAUUAUUUACACUACCCAAACUCAAACAAGGAACAUACCUUGCUGUUUUUUUAUAUUUUGUGUCAUAUUGCAAAUAUUAGACAAGUAUUUACUAGUUGUUGGAGGGUGGGGGGGAGGCUGUUCAGUCUAGUAUUAUUGGUUUGUGUGUGUGUGUUAUAUUUAAGAGAGAAAAGUGUCAAGCAAUGAUAUUCAUCUGUUUUUUUAACAAAAGGACAAAUCAUUGCUGUUUUUGACCAUAAAUAUUUUGCUGCAUGAAAUGAAUGAGGGGUUCAGCCUGUUAUUAUUUUGGGUGUGUUGAAUUUCAGAGAAAAAAAUAUUAAGCAGUUUUUCACUUUGUUGAAAAUGUGGAUAAAGUUUAAAUAUGAGUGGUUUUUUUUAGAUGCACUUCCAUAAGUCAGCGGGUUUGGAUGGGGUUUUUUUUGUAAGAUUACAUCUGAGGCUUUUGUUAACAGUAAAUAAAAUGAUCUAUGAAUGUUAUUGCAGACAAAAUGUGGGAACCCUUGUUUUGUUUUCGUUUUGGUCUUUUAUAGAACUGGUAAUUUAUUCUCCAUUAGUUUAAAAUGUGAAAGGUGCGACCAUAUUCUGGGACCUCAGUUCAUAAUGGCCUUGGGUUUUCUGGAUCUUCGGUAAAUAUCAAGGAAAGUUCCACAUGACUGAACUCAAAUGUGAAAAUAUAGGACCUUGGUUAAUGAUAUAUAAUAAGAAUGUGAAAAGAUGGGACUGUAUUUGGUGAUAUAUAUAAUAAGAAUGUGAAAAGAUGGGACCAUAUUUGAUGAUAUAUAUAAUAAGAAUGAAAAGAUGGGACCGUAUUUGGUGAUAUAUAAUAAGAAUGCGAAAAGAUGGGACAGUAUUUGAUAAUAUAAUAAGAAUGUGAAAACAUGGGACCAUAUUUGAUGAUAUAUAAUAAGAAAGUGAAAAGAUGGGACCGUAUUUGAUGAUAUAUACUAAGAAUGCGAAAACAUGGGACCGUAUUUGAUGAUAUAUAGUAAGAAUGCGAAAAGAUGGGACCGUAUUUGAUGAUAUAUAGUAAGAAUGUGAAAAGAUGGGACCGUAUUUGAUGAUAUAUAGUAAGAAUGUGAAGAGAUGAGACCGUAUUUGAUGAUAUAUAAUAAGAAUGUGAAGAGAUGGGACCGUAUUUGAUUAUAUAUAAUAAUAAUGUGAAAAGAUGGGACCGUAUUUAAUUAUAUAUAAUAAGAAAAUUAAACAGGGAUGUUAUUUUUCAACUUUUUAUCUGAUUUGAUUUUUUGUAUGUCAAAUGGUUUUCUAAAAGUAGAUUGGAAUUGAUCUGUAAUGCUGAAAAAUUACCUUUAUUUAUGUAUGGGAAUUUUAGCUGUUUAAAGAUCAUUUCAGCGUUUAUUUUUAAAGUUUUAUCACAUCCCUGUUUGUGUACAUGAUUUACAUCUAGUACCUGUAUAGCAGUGCCCACAUUAUCAAAUUUAACUGAAAUGUUGUCAGCAUAUGUGAUACUGUUUAAUAAUCAGUUCAGAUACAUGUGAGUUUUGUGUACGUCAGUAAUAAUACAUUCUGCAUCUUAUGAGUUUUUCAUGUGUGAAAGAUGAGAACAGAUUUUUGCGAUCACAAUUGUCAUUAAGAGUGAUUUUUGUGCCUGAUAUUUUUAUCCAUGUUUAUGCGGUGUGCUUGUAUUACUGAUAUCAUUAAGCCCCUGACUAAUUUCCAUGGUGUGCACCUUUUUUAUUUGACCUACUAACACCAAGAUGUUGGAUUCGUCAAAAUUAAUCACUUAACCAAAGCCUGGGGGGGAAAUCUGUUUUUUUCCUGGAACAUGACACUAAUUAAAAAAAAAAAGGACAGAUUUGUUUUCCAGUUCAUUUUUGUUCUUGAUGCAAGUGGGGGGUUUGGGGGGGUUGGGUAUUUUUUAUUAAUUUAUUUGUGAAUAGAGUACAUAGUACAUACAUCACAUUUUAUAGGGCCCACAGGAGUGAAUGUAGAAACUUUUUUGAAAGCCAACCGACCUGUCCUAAUUAUAUUCAGCACAUUCCCUGAAACAGGCCAAACAAAUUGUAAGCUAUAGUAAAAACACAAGUCACUGUACUGAACAAAAUUAGAAACAUGAAUAUUAAUUUAGUUUUGUUUAACUUUAUUUAAAAUAGUAUUUGACUCCCAUUAGAUUUUUGUGUAAAAUUAUAAAUGUGUAUGUGAACAUUUUAGACCAAAAUGAACCAAUGAAAAAACCCAUUGAAAUGAACCAGUGACCAAAUUUAAACCAAAAUUACCAGGGAACAAAAAUAGAUAUUAUGGAUAUACAAAAUAUAAGUGAUGUCUAUUUUUAAUUAUCCAAAAACAGCUUUAAUAGUGAAACAUAUGGUGUAGUGUUUAAAAACUAGGGUCCGUCACUUUAAAUAUUCCUGUUUCUUCUUUUGUUUAGUAGUUUGCAGAUUUGAGCGAUCUGUGUGAUUUUCCCUCUUCACUACAACCCUCGGGUAUUGGCAACACAAAGGCAGGAGGCUUUAUCACUCAUUUUUCUCUCAUUCUUAAGUAUAUAUACUAGGACAAAGUUAUCCCAUGAAAGACAGCAAUCAAAGAUAUUUCUAUCUGUCAUAAGCUAUCACAUGAUUAUGCUUACAAUGGGACCUAACUCUUCAGUCUUUUUAACUUAAGCUGAAAGUUUAAUUUAAUCAAAAGAUGUCAGACUGCAAUUUUAUUCCCUUUUUCAAAAUGCACUCUUGUGUUCAAUGUAAUUAUACCUAAAGAAAGAAAUACGGGAAAUUUGGUAUUGUAGACCAUAUUUAACAACAUAAUGUUUGUAUAAAAUACCAUGAUGUAAUGUGUGAUGGACUGUCAGUAAUAUGGUUAACUUCCUCACACUAUGGAUGAGUGUGUUUGUUACAGUCAUUCAUUGCUGUCAGCAUUGGUGUCAUCCCUUAUUUUUCUUUUCAUCAGUAUAUUUUGAGUUACAUAUUUGUAUCCCAAGAUCCUUGCUAAUUUUCAUCAGUAUAUUUUGAGUUACAUAUUUGUAUCCCAAGAUCCUUGUUAAUUUUCAUCAGUAUAUUUUGAGUUACAUAUUUGUAUCCCAAGAUCCUUGUUAAUUUUCAUCAGUAUAUUUUGAAUUACAUAUUUGUAUCCCAAGAUCCUUGCUAAUUUUCAUCAGUAUAUUUUGAGUUACAUAUUUGUAUCCCAAGAUCCUUGCUAAUUUUCAUCAGUAUAUUUUGAGUUACAUAUUUGUAUCCCAAGAUCCUUGCUAAUUUUCGGAAUAAGAUCAGGGGCCUAGCUUGGCAUUUUCAGGUGGUAUGCAGACUUUUUAGGUGAUGGAAUAAAACACUAUUUGCUAAGUAUACACUCAUUUACAUCAUAUAUUUUAAUUAAAAAACAUAUUUGUAAUCUCAGGUGGUACGCAGUUGCGUACCUGCAUAUAUGGAAGCGAGUCCCCUGAAGAUGUUUAUGAAUGUUACUGUUCAAAUGCUGUGGCUGUAAAGUAUUACUGUACAGUUUUAAUUACUGUUGUUACGUAGGAUAAUAGUCCCAUACGUUUACACAGAGCAGGGUUACAAGCAUGGCAUUGUAUUUCCCUCUCUUUUUAUUUACCGUUUUCAUACAUCUGAAUCAUUUGUUAUGAUUACCAGGUAACCGUGUUGUUGCUCACAAACAGUGCAUAGCAUGAGUCAAUAGAAUCAUGUCUUCUAUUCCAGUCUGCAGCUAUUUUACCGUGUCAGCAUUUAUUUAAAGUUCAAGAUCAAAUACAUGUAUAUGUGAUCAAAUUUCCACUUGUUUUGUGGCCACCAUGCUCAAAGAUAUUAUUCUGCUACGUAUUUGGUUUUAUUUUGGUUGAUGUUGUUUUUUCCCCCAAUGACUUUUUGUGGUAAAUUAUUUUAAAUUGAUGUUUUUUUAUAUUUGGUACAGUUGUUUAUCAGGUGAGUGCUUAAACUGCACACUUCCAUUUGGGACAGAUAUUACUCAAUUUGUUUUUCAAUGCUGAUUCUUUUAAAGGAUUGGUUUCAUAAUUAGUAUGAAUGUUCAGCAUGCAGUAAGUAGUCUUUCAACUGAAUGGACCCUGGAGUUCAUGGAGCUGACCCCUAAGGUCCAGACAGUCUCAUGAUUCCUUUAAAGAAUUACUUUAAAUUAAUUUUGAUUCUUCAGCAGGUGUUUUAUUUUUAUUUAUUAUUAUUAUUAAUUUAAAAAAAAAAAAUUCUCUCUCUCUCUCUCUCGACUGCACGUUCUAUUAGAUGACUUCCAUAUUUAGAAUAAAUUUUAACCAAGUAUAUUUUUAAACUGCACAUCCCAAUUUCCAUUGAUGAGAUAUCUAGGCUUUGUAAAAAUUUGAUAACAAAUCGAAAGAAGAUUUAACUAAAAGUUUCAUUAUCCAGAGAAAAUCAGUGUUCAAUAAUUUUGGGGUUGUUUUUUCUGCAAGUCCGUGAAUAUGCAUUACAUUAUUACGAUCGACAAAUUAUUGCCCUAGACAACAGUUUAGCUGACCUAAAGUAAGGUUGUCCAUGCAUGUACCUGUGAAUACAUGUUUUUUACUAGUGUGUACACCAUCAUGUUAGCUAAGAUAAACAAUGCCAAGUUUUAGCGAAUAUCAACCACAUUAUUGUUGCAAAAUUAUGUUAUGAGUUGGUAGUGUCUCUUUAUAUUGUUACGUUGAUUUUAAUUGAACUUGUAUUCUGUGCUAAUUUUCCAAAUGUGAGCUUAUAUUUUGCUGUAGUGUUCACCAUUUAUGCUUUAGUAAUUUUGUUUUGUUUCUUUUUCUUUUUAUAUUUUUUGCAUUACAUUUUCAAGUUGGAAAACGUGCACUUUUUAUUGCCUUUGUUGACAAGGUUCCUUGAUCAAUGAGUUUGUUUAGAAAUUAUUUUCAAUAUAUAUAUUAUUAAAUUAAUUAUAGAAUAAUUAUCUGUUAUAUUUUUUUUAUUGUACAAGAUCAUACAAGAUAUAGGUUUUGUUCCAUCAUUAUAUAAUUAUGCAGGUGAUGUAGUACAUGUGCAGUAUUUAGUAUGAUAUAGUGAUGUUUGUAUAUUUGUUUUUUAAUAUUUAAAAAUAUACCACUUGUUUCUUCAAAGCUAUGAUUGGAUUUGAACUCUAUAAAGUAUUUUCUGUUACAAAUUAGAACAAUUUGGAAAGUUAAUGUUAUUCGCAGCAUCACAUUAAGAGUUUAUCAUUA